AAUCCUCUAAUAAUUAGUCUCUUGUGUUUCAGGAAGGAUUCGGAUUCUCCCCACAGCUGGUAAGUUUCAGGAUUCGUGCUGUUAGACCUCAUGGUCAAAGACACGGCAUACCUGCCUACAGGUGUUUACAGAUUGUAAUCACAUUGAAUUCAUUAACAUGAACCCUUCUUCCUUGCAUUUUCAGGCAUGGGCAGAAUCAGAAACGCGGCUGUUGCUGUGACCCUGGACCCCAACACUGCCCACCCGAUGCUCCAGGUAUCACCUGACCUGGUCACGGUGCGCUGUGUUAAGGGGCGGGCGAUCACUUCUGUAGACGGAGGGGUUUCGGAGCCCGUCCUCUCAGUGAUGGGGAAGCCACCUCUCAGAGAUGAGGAAGGGAUCACCUCUGGCCGGUGCUACUGGGUGGUGGAGGUGGGCAGCAACUCUGAAUGGGACCUGGGAGUUGCCUCCAACGAUGCGGAGAAGAGGGCCAGGACCACACUGUGA
Amblyraja radiata (thorny skate) is the source of this 486-nucleotide messenger RNA. Its product is annotated as E3 ubiquitin-protein ligase TRIM11-like. Lineage: Eukaryota; Metazoa; Chordata; Chondrichthyes; Rajiformes; Rajidae. The transcript is spliced from 3 exons. The record is from RefSeq and is a predicted model, not a curated record. Bases 187 to 486 code for a protein of 99 amino acids.